CGGUCUGAUCUGCAGCGACGUGAUGACGCAGGGUCCCAACAGGAAGUGGAGGGCAGCACGUUGCGCGGUGACUUCGUGUCAGCUGUGAAUCUGCUGUUGAUGCCGGAGGACAGAUUCUUCAAGAUGGCAGCAGGCAGGCUGAGCUUCAGGAACAUCACCGCCCUGGCUCCGAUGGUGCGGGUCGGGACUCUGCCCAUGAGGCUGCUGGCUCUGGACUACGGAGCCGAUGUGGUUUACUGCGAGGAGCUGAUUGACAUCAAGAUGGCCCAGUGUCACCGGGUGGUGAACGAGGUGCUGCACACGGUGGAUUUCGUGGCUCCAGAUGAUCGAGUGGUGUUCAGGACCUGUGAGAAGGAGAAGGGCCGAGUCGUCUUCCAGAUGGGGACGGCCGAUCCGGACCGAGCGCUGACCGUGGCUCGACUUGUGGAGAAGGACGUGGCCGCCGUGGACGUGAAUAUGGGCUGUCCGAAGGAAUACUCCACUAAGGGCGGGAUGGGAGCUGCUCUCCUGAGCGACCCUGACAAGAUCGAGGCGAUCCUCAGGAAACUGGUCUCAGGCGUGUCCAUCCCAGUGACCUGUAAGAUCCGGAUCCUUCCUUCGUUGGAGGAAACGAUCCGAUUGGUUCAGAGGAUCGAGAGGACGGGCGUCACUGCUGUCGCCGUCCACGGCCGGUUGAAGGAGGAGCGUCAGAGACACCCCCUCCACUGUGACUACAUCCAGGCCGUCGCUCGGGCUGUCUCCAUCCCCGUCAUCGCCAAUGGAGGUUCUCUGGACCUGGUGAAGACCAACGCCGACAUCGAGGAGUUCCGGAGGGCGACCGGCGCCUCCUCCGUCAUGCUGGCUCGAGCCGCCAUGUGGAACCCGUCGGUGUUCGCCAGCCAGGGACCACUUCCUGUGGAGGGGGUCAUGGAGGAGUACCUCAAAUACGCGAUCGAGUUCGACAACCACGCCUUCAACACCAAGUACUGUCUGUGUCAGAUGCUGAGGGACAAGGUGGAGUCUCCUCUGGGGAAGCAGCUGCAGGCGGCUCAGAGCAGCGCUGAGAUCAGCGCGGCGUACGGCCUGCAGGAGUUCUACCAGCAGACGCAGGAGCGGCUGCAGACCAGGAGGGCGGCGCUGCAGAGCGGCAGCGAGCCCGACCGGCCCGUCGUGGACGGAGACCUCACCACCAUGGCCGUCAAGUUCGAACGGAGGGAGUAUCCACCUCAGAUCACUCCGAAGAUGUUCCUGCUGGAGUGGAGCCGCAAGGAGAAGCUGGAGCCGCCGCUGUACCAGAUGGUGCAACGUUCACAGGAUCGAGGCUUUCAGGCGACUGUGACUGUAGCAGGAAAGAAAUACAGAUCUUCACUGUGGGAGAAGUCAAAGAAGUUUGCGGAGCAGGCAGCUGCCGUCGUCUGCCUGCGAGUCCUGGAGAUCCCAGAGGGUCGGGUCGGCGAGGAGGAGUCCGGCCUGGUCUGCAAGAGGAAGAGGGACGGGAAGACCAACGGCACCGCGGAGCAGGACAGCAGCAAGAAACAACACGUCUCUGCCGAGAAGCAGCCGGAGACGCAGACCCCAAAGACCCCGGUGGUGGCCAAUGGGGACAGCCGUAGAGCAGACACGACUCCAGAGCAGCUGUGAAGUGUUUGUAGGACAGUGGUUCGUUGUCUUUAUGUCACUUCCUGUCUGGAACAUCUGCGACGUCUUAGAACUGAAAACUACAUUUACAUCAGCUGCUGGAUUCUGCCUUUACAUGAACAGACUCUUAACUUAAUUCACAACGGUUUUCAUUUGUACACACUGAGACGUGCUCAGUGUAAACGGUCUCACACCAGAUCCGCUGUGAGAGAUUCACUGGUUUUAACUGGGAUGAAUGAGUUUGAACCAGCAGGCGGCAGCACUGAGCGCUCAGCUCAGGUGUCAUCAUCUCAUGUCAGAGGUUUGAACCUGGUGCCUUAAAGAGGAAGUUUUACUUUACGUUCUGAUGGUUCAUCGUCUUUCUCCUGAUUCAAUCCUUUAGUUUCUUCUGGGAAUGACUGAGGUUGGUUUAAAAGACGUUACAUGUUGUAAACAUGUAGUAAACAUGUGGAGCAGACCCCAGGUGCCAUGUGUUUUUGUUAAUCCUCCUCUCUGUGCUUUUAUUUCUGUAUCUUCCACAUUGUUGGUUUCAUUUUAAAGAAGAAGCUGCUUUUUAUUUUCAUCUUUUUAUUUUGUCUCCUGAAGCUGAUGAAACGCGUGUUGCGUUCAUGCUCCUCCUGACAUGCUGCGUUCAGGCUCCUCCGGCUCGUGUGUCGACGCAGAUAAACGGAUCAAUUAUCUCGAGGUUAAUUAAUCUGAAAGUCCUGAACUGAACCUGAGAGGGAAACGCCCCAUUCUGACGUCACCACCGGGCUGGCUAAUGGGGCGUUCAGGGCCACUGUGGGAAGUACAGCACUCAGGAUACAGGCUGUUGCUCCGUGUGAAGCCGAGUGUUUAAAAGUGUUAUAAAGAUUAUAAAUAACUUUGUUUUUUGUCCAACUUUCAACACGUCCUGGUGUAAACAGACAUGUUCGAGAAGAUGCACAAUAAAUCUUGUUCUCAUGCUGACAAAUAAAGUGACAACAGCUGAAUGAAACCAG
Molecule: messenger RNA, 2597 nt
Organism: Platichthys flesus (European flounder)
Lineage: Eukaryota; Metazoa; Chordata; Actinopteri; Pleuronectiformes; Pleuronectidae
Gene: dus2
Product: dihydrouridine synthase 2
Exons: 16
Coding region: 100-1620 (506 amino acids)
Biological process (GO): tRNA dihydrouridine synthesis
Cellular component (GO): cytoplasm
Molecular function (GO): tRNA binding; flavin adenine dinucleotide binding; tRNA dihydrouridine synthase activity
Source: RefSeq, a predicted model, not a curated record